AUGAAAAAGAAAAAUCUCAAAACCCCAAUAAGCCUGUAGUGUGCCUAUUAGAAGUAUAAACCUUAUCAUCUACUCUAUCUCCAAAUCCGUCUUGGUUCUCUUCAUAGAGAACUCUACUUCCCCUUCUCUAUCCUUCACAGUUGAGAAGCAAGAGUUGUUGUUCUUGUUGUUGUUGGCUUCAUGGAUUCUGAAGAAGCGACGUCAUUUCCUCCUCUUGCUGCUACUGCCACUUCUCCAGGUUCUUCUACCAUCAACAAUUCUACUUCUUCUUCUAUUGAUACUCAAAUUGAAAAUGUCUCCAAAAUUAAUCUUGAAAGUAACGAUUCCGAUAUUGAUAGUAAUAAAAUGAAUGAGGGUAAUGGUGUUGAUGGUGUUUCGGAUGUUGGAAAAAUUGUGAGUGGUCAGCAAGAAAAGCCAGUUCUUGGUGACCCAGAUGAGGGAAUUCUUGAAAAGUCUAUUGGUGGGUAUGAGAAAUCGAAUGAUCCCUUUGUGGGUUCUGCGGAUGUUUCGAUGUUGAGCUCAGAGAAACCUGUUUCUGAGGUUUCAAUGAAUGAGGGUGCUGAGAAAAUUGAGAUUUUUGGGGAAGGAACGGGUGAAAGGGUUAUCUUGAAUGAGGAUUCUGGUGGGGUUGGUGUAGAUGUUAGUGGUUCUGUUCCUGUUAUUGGGAAUAGUUCUACUGAAAAUCCGGGGAUGGGGAUUCAGGGUUCUGAAGGAAAUACUGAAGAAUUUGACUCAGUUGACAAGUCGAAUUCGAUUGAGCCGGUGAAAGAAAGUGGUGAUGAGGUUGCAUUAGGUGCAGAACUGAAAGGGGAGGUGAAGGGGAUUGUGGAGAAUGAAAAGGUAGAUUUGAAAGAGGGUGAGGAUAGGUCUACGACUCAGGAGGAGGUGAAGGAGACUGUGGAGAAUGAAGAGAAUGAAACUUUAACUAGUGUUGCUGCUUCAUCUGAUUUGAAGGAGGCUGAGGAACCUACCUCGGUCAUUGAAGAGAAAGUCAUAAAUAGUGAUGAUGCCGAAAAAUCCAAUAAGGCGGUAGCUGAGCAGUCAGAGUCUUUGUUGGUUGAAGCAGAUGGUGACAAAUUUACUUCGAAAGGAGAUGCAGUUGUAGAUGCUAUUGAGGUUAAUGUAUCAGGGCCUGGGGUUGCUGUUGUUGGAGAUGUGGAAGAGAGUAAGGAAAUGGAAGAACGUGUUGAAGGUACUACUGAUAAGAAUGUGACAUCAGUAAAUGGUGUUGGUGAGCGCAGAGAACUUAUUGAAGAAGUGGGUAAUAUGACAGUUGAUGAAGUAGAUGCACAGGAAUCUAAACCUGUGGUAGAUGAUUUUGUUGCAGCUUCUGAAUCAAAGCAUGUGUAUGACAUUGUUGAUGCUGGAAGUGAUGGAAAACUAGAUUCUGGAGACGUCCAAACUGGUGAUGUGGUAGCUGCUACUGAAGAAAUCAAAGAAGCUGAUUCUGAAACUGUUCAAAAAAGGCUUGACGUGAAGGAUGUUGAAGUGGAACCUGAGCAGGCAGCGUCUGAAACAAUAUAUGCCAAUGGUGACCAUUCUGGAGAAAGCAUCAAAGGAGAUGUAGUGGAAGCUGAAGUCUCUGGUCAAACAUCUGCAGUACCAAGGUCAAUCACUGGCUCAGAGCAAGAUGGAGAAGCUAAAGAUCAUAUAGAUGAAGAGGCUGACCUUGAAGGCUCAGUUUCAGAUGGAGAGACAGACGGUAUGAUUUUUGGAAGCUCUGAAGCUGCCAAACAGUUUAUUGAGGAGCUGGAAAGGGAAUCUGGCGGUGUCUCCUAUGCUGGUGCUGAGUCUUCACAGGAAAUGGAUGGUCAGAUAGUCACCGACUCAGACGAGGAGGCUGAUACAGACGAAGAAGGAGAUGGGAAGGAGUUGUUUGAUUCAGCUGCCUUAGCUGCCCUUCUAAAAGCAGCAACAGGUAGUGAUUCUGAUGGUGGCAGCAUAACAAUCACAUCUCAAGAUGGAUCAAGACUAUUCUCUGUUGAACGUCCUGCUGGUCUUGGGUCAUCACUCCGGUCACUGAGGCCAGCUCCCCGACCAACCCAACCCAAUCUUUAUACUCAUUCCAGUCUUCAGAACAGUGGAGAAUCUGAGAGCAACUUGAGUGAAGAAGAUAAGAAGAAACUGGAGAAACUACAGCAGAUUAGGGUCAAGUUCUUGAGGCUUAUUGACAGGUUGGGGCUUUCUUCUGAUGAACCCAUAGCUGCACAAGUUUUGUACCGGAUGGCACUUAUUGCACGAAGGCAAAACAGUCCACUUUUUAACAUGGAGGCUGCCAAGAUGAGAGCUCGCCAGCUUGAAGAAGAGGGGAAAGCUGAUCUGGACUUCUUUGUGAAUAUCCUGGUUAUUGGAAAAUCUGGGGUGGGUAAGAGCGCUACCAUAAACUCAAUCUUUGGAGAGGAAAAAACAUCAAUUGAUGCCUUUGGACCUGCUACCACAAGUGUGAAAGAGAUUAGUGCUGUUGUAGAUGGUGUAAAGAUUCGAGUUUUUGAUACACCUGGUCUCAGGUCCUCUGUGAUGGAACAGGGUUUCAAUCGUAGUGUCUUGUCUUCAGUAAAGAAGUUUACUAAGAAGAACCCCCCUGAUAUUUACCUCUAUGUUGAUCGGCUGGAUGCCCAAACUAGAGAUCUCAAUGAUCUUCCAAUGCUGAAGACUAUUACAAGUUGUCUUGGCCCUUCAAUAUGGCGAAAUGCGAUAGUCACCCUCACGCAUGGAGCUUCUGCACCUCCGGAUGGACCUUCUGGAUCCCCUUUAAGUUAUGAUGUGUUUGUUACUCAAAGAUCUCAUGUUGUUCAGCAGUCUAUUGGGCAAGCAGUAGGAGAUUUACGAAUGAUGAGUCCAAGUUUGAUGAAUCCUGUCUCUCUGGUAGAAAACCAUCCAUCUUGUAGGAAGAAUAGGGAUGGCCAGAAGAUACUACCUAAUGGCCAGAGCUGGAGACCUCAAUUACUGCUAUUAUGCUACUCAAUGAAGAUCUUAUCCGAAGCAAGUGCACUUUCAAAGCCUGAAGAUCCAUUUGAUCACCGUAAGCUCUUUGGUUUCCGCACACGCUCACCACCUCUUCCCUACAUGCUUUCUUCAAUGUUACAGUCACGUGCGCAUCCAAAGCUUUCUGCUGAGCAGGGUGGUGAUAAUGGUGAUUCAGACAUUGAUUUGGAUGAUUUGUCAGACUCUGACCAUGAAGAAGAAGAUGAGUAUGACCAGCUUCCUCCCUUUAAGCCUCUUCGGAAGAUUCAGCUUGCUAAGCUCAGCAAAGAACAGAGGAAGGCGUAUUUUGAAGAGUACGACUAUAGGGUCAAGCUCCUCCAGAAGAAACAAUUUAGGGAGGAAUUAAGAAGAAUGAAAGAAAUGAAAAGCAAGGGAAAAGUGGCGGAAAUGGAAUAUGGUUAUGGAGAGGAAGAAGCUGAUGCAGGUGCAGCAGCUCCUGUAGCAGUUCCCCUACCAGACAUGGCCCUCCCACCUUCGUUUGACAGUGAUAAUCCUGCUUACAGGUACCGAUUUUUGGAGCCCACGUCACAGUUUCUUGCAAGGCCUGUUCUGGACACGCAUGGUUGGGAUCAUGAUUGUGGUUAUGAUGGUGUUAAUGUGGAACAGAGUUUAGCCAUUGCAAGUCGUUUCCCUGCUGCAGUUACUGUGCAAAUCACCAAAGAUAAGAAGGAUUUCAGUAUCAAUUUGGACUCUUCUGUCGCUGCUAAGCACGGAGAUAAUGGAUCAAGCAUGGCUGGCUUUGAUAUUCAAAGCAUAGGAAAGCAACUUGCCUACAUUGUCCGAGGAGAAACAAAAUUCAAGAACUUGAAGAAGAACAAAACUGCUUGCGGAAUUUCUGUUACAUUUCUAGGUGAAAAUAUGGUUACUGCGCUUAAAGUUGAAGAUCAGAUCAUCUUAGGCAAGCAAUACGUUCUAGUUGGCAGCGCUGGCACUGUUCGAUCUCAGACUGACACAGCUUAUGGUGCGAACUUUGAACUGCAGAGGAAGGAGGCAGAUUUUCCAAUUGGUCAGGUGCAGUCAACGUUGUCCAUGUCCGUGAUAAAGUGGAGAGGUGAUUUGGCUUUGGGGUUCAACAGUAUGGCGCAAUUUGCUGUGGGUCGUAAUUCGAAGGUAGCUGUUCGAGCAGGAAUCAAUAACAAGCUCAGUGGGCAAGUCACUGUGAAGACAAGCAGUUCAGACCAUCUCUCUCUUGCUCUUACUGCUAUAAUUCCAACUGCAAUUGCCAUCUACAGGAAGCUUUGGCCGGAUGCUGGCGAGAAGUACUCGAUCUAUUAAAUUUCUUUUUCAUAUCAGCAUUGCAUUUUUAGUUCAUUAGACUUUAUGAUGGCGUAUUAUCUUUGUCAUUUUAUUGAAUAAUGCUUCUGUUAAUUUCCCAUCUAUCUAGGGAUUCCUACUGUUAUGAGUUUAAAAAUCAAUUUUGCGUGAUUGAAUGUACUUUUUGCCAGAUGAAAAUCAAGAGGUUCGUGUUGCUUAAA
Messenger RNA from Capsicum annuum, 4460 nucleotides. RefSeq names its product translocase of chloroplast 159, chloroplastic. The record is from RefSeq and is a predicted model, not a curated record. Gene Ontology annotation, cellular component: chloroplast outer membrane. Gene Ontology annotation, biological process: protein targeting to chloroplast. NCBI's taxonomy places the organism in Eukaryota, Viridiplantae, Streptophyta, Magnoliopsida, Solanales, Solanaceae. Gene Ontology annotation, molecular function: GTPase activity; GTP binding. The coding region runs from base 181 to 4260 and encodes 1359 amino acids. The transcript has a single exon.